UACAUGAAACUAGCUUCCACUCCAAUUGUGUAACGUCAGUCAAGCAAACAAGUUUUAGCCAAAGCUGUGAUUGUUAUUUGUAUUUCAAUUUCUGCAUGCUUUGCUGUUUGAUUUUAACUAGCUAUUUGACAUCAUGUCUUUCUUCGACUAUGUGUUGUUGGCAGUAGUUUCACUUUAUAUAAUCUAUGUUUUGCUUUGGAUGCUACUCGAUUGCAAUGUCCGAUUGUGGUGGAAAAUCUAUUGUGGUACCUCAAUAUCCGCCCUCAAAGGCCAAGUGGUAUGGAUUACCGGAGCUUCAAGUGGCAUUGGUCGAGCUUUGGCUCUACAAUUAGCUCGUUCUGGUGUUCAUUUGGUUGUUUCGGCCAGGCGUGAAAAUCUAUUGCAACAGCUUAAGCAGCAAUGUGUGGCGGAAUCAAAAGGAUUAUUAACCGAUAGAGACGUUUUAGUUUUACCCAUGGAUGUUUUAAAACUGGAGGACCAUAAAAAUUGUCUAGAUGCUGUUUUAGUACAUUUUGGCCACAUAAAUGUUUUAGUAAACAAUGCUGGACGCUCACAGCGUGCCCAUUGGGAAGAUAUUAUGAUUGAAGUGGAUCGAGAACUAUUUGAAUUGGAUGUUUUUUCGGCCUUGCAUCUAUCGCGUUUGGUGGUGAGAUAUUUUAUGGAGAAGCAAAAUGGUAGGGGGCAGAUUGCUUGUACAUCCAGUGUGGCCAGUUUGGCUAUUGUCCCCUAUUCGGCCAGUUAUUGUGGUGCAAAACACUCUUUAAAUGCUUACUUCCGUUGUUUAGCACUUGAAAAUCGAUCUGUAGAUGUGACCAUAUUCAAUCCCGGACCUGUAGCUACGGAGUUUCUGCGCGAAUCAUUCACUGCUGUGCCUAAUGAGAAAGUAUCUCGAGAUACUAUGGACAAACAUCGCAUGAGCACAGAAAGAGUGGGUUUCUUAUAUGCCACAGCAUUGGCAAAUAAAAUACAAAUGUCAUGGUGUGGCUUGUUUCCAGUAAAUCUAUUGUGUUAUGUCUCACGAUAUUCGUUAUUAACUGCUAUAAUGAACAAAUUGAUAACCACACAGAGAAUGCAGAAGUUUAGAGAUGGAGAGGUUUAAUAUGAUGUGACUUUGUUGGCAAAUGGAAUGUUUUAGAAGAAAUUAACAUGUGAUAGUCAAACUAACAUUUAAGCAGCUAAUACCGUAUUUUUUUAUUUUCCAAAUUCCUUAGGAAGAUUAAAGUUUAAGUAUAAGGAUUCAAAUGUAUGACCUUAUUUUCGUAAUUUGAAAA
This is a messenger RNA of Stomoxys calcitrans (stable fly), 1271 nucleotides long. Its product is annotated as dehydrogenase/reductase SDR family member 7. The record is from RefSeq and is a predicted model, not a curated record. Gene Ontology annotation, molecular function: oxidoreductase activity. The transcript has a single exon. The coding region runs from base 134 to 1099 and encodes 321 amino acids. Lineage: Eukaryota; Metazoa; Arthropoda; Insecta; Diptera; Muscidae.